Messenger RNA from Arabidopsis arenosa, 3382 nucleotides. Lineage: Eukaryota; Viridiplantae; Streptophyta; Magnoliopsida; Brassicales; Brassicaceae. The record is from the annotation of a GenBank genome assembly.
AAACUUAUGGCGGAUUUUACCAAGGGUCAAUCUUGAUUGUUGAUGUAAGAAACCGAUUUGGCAAUUUCAUCAAAGCAAUCAUGAACAGACAUAGCCUUGUGUCAACGGCAACAGAUGAAUGCAAUAAAGGAGUUGGUCAAACUUGCUCGACUUCUCCAUCUCCAGUCCAUAACUUUCUGAAUGUCCAGCCAGAACACCGGAAAUCUCCCUUCAUAAGAUCACAAUCUCCAGAUUCAACUGCUCAGCUAUGGCCAAAGAAUAUUUCUCAGAGCACUUUCUCUCGGUCUUCCACCUUCUGCACAGACCUCUACUUGUCAUCAUCUUCAACCUCUGAGACUCAAAAACAUCUAGGAAACAGUCUUCCUUUCCUCCCUGAUCCCUCCUCUUACACCCACUCAGCUUCUGGAGUGGAGUCUGCUAGAUCUCCAUCUAUUUUUAGUGAGGAUUUGGGCAAUCAAUGUGAUGGAGACAACUCUGGGUCGCUUCUCAAAGAUUUCCUUAAUCUUUCUGGAGAUGUUUGUUCCGAUGGCGGUUUUCAUGAUUUUGGCUGUUCAAAUGACAGCUUUUGCUUAUCAGAUCAAAUGGAGUUGCAGUUCCUCUCUGAUGAACUUGAGCUGGCUAUCACAGACCGCGCUGAAACCCCCAGGCUUGAUGAGAUCUAUGAAACGCCAUUGGCUUCGUCAAAUCCAGUGACCAAAUUGAGUCCAAGCCAAAGCUGUGUUGCUGGAGCAAUAUCUAUAGACGUAGUUUCAUCGCACCCUUCUCCAGGAUCAGCAGCCAAUCACAAGACGAGAAUGAGAUGGACUCCUGAGCUCCACGAGUCUUUUGUAAAGUCGGUGAUCAAACUUGAAGGGCCUGAAAAGGCCACUCCAAAGGCUGUUAUGAAGCUCAUGAAUGUUGAGGGUUUGACGAUCUAUCAUGUAAAAAGCCACUUGCAGAAAUAUAGACUAGCCAAGUAUAUGCCGGAGAAAAAAGAAGAGAAAAAGAAUGAAAACUCCGAAGAAAAGAAACUGGCUUUGAGUAACAGUGAAGCUGACGAGAAGAAGAAAGGGGCCAUACAAUUAACUGAAGCUCUGCGUAUGCAGAUGGAAGUUCAGAAGCAGUUGCAUGAACAGCUCGAGGUGCAACGGGUGCUUCAGCUACGAAUUGAAGAGCAUGCUAAAUACUUGGAAAAGAUGUUGGAAGAACAACGCAAAACUGGAAGGUUGAUUUGUUCUUCUUCUCAGACAGUGUUAUCACCUAGUGAUGACUCUAUACCAGAUUCUCAAAACAUGUCCAAACCCGAAGCAUCUUCGCCUCAGCGGUCAACAUCUGCAAAGAACAAAGCUUCCGAAACUGAAGACGAUAAAUGUGAAUCCCCUCAUCAGAAACGUCGCAGGCUUGAGAACAAAGCUGAAUCUGAAGAUCCUAAGAGAUCACUGGAAGUCUAUGUGCUAAUCCUAGGUAUGGUUACUCCUUUUCUUGAAUCAGACAUUGGCAAAGAGACGUUUCAAAAGAUAGUGAUGGAGGAAAGAUCUGGUCAUUCUGCUAACAGAGUUGGGGAAGUCCAAACGGGUAAUGGUCAUAAGCGUGGAAGAAGUGAAGAUUCAUCCAGCAAAAAUGUUAAUAUAGGUGUGGUGACUGAUAAACAAGAUCUGUUGUCAAACAAAGCCCAAAAGAAGUGGGGAUUUCAAAAAUGUGUCAAUCUUUCAGCUGUGGAUUCCCCAUGUUUCAAAGCAACGAUGACUGUAGGUGGUGGUCAGAUGGGGCUUAAGAGCCCUGAUUCUCAUGAUUCAAACAGAUGGAGGCUUCAAGAUGCAUUAGAGGAAGUGCAAGAUCGUGUGAAGAAGAUUAAAGAUUCGUGGGCAAUCACAGGAUGCAGCAUUUUGUUAGAUGCUUGGGUUGACCAGAAAGGCCGCGAUCUGGUUGCUUUUGUUGCAGAUUGUCCAGCGGGUCCAGUGUAUCUGAUAUCAUUUGAUGUUUCAGAUUUUAAAGACGAUAUCACUGCCUUACUAUCGCUAGUAAAUGGGCUUAUUGAGGAAGUUGGAGUGCGUAAUGUGACUCAAAUUAUUGCAUGUUCAACCUCUGGUUGGGUUGGUGAAUUGGGCAAGCUAUUUGCAGGUCAUGACAGGGAAGUUUUCUGGUCUGUGAGUCUAUCCCAUUGUUUCGAGCUUAUGCUGGUGAAGAUUGGGAAAAUGCGUUCCUUUGGAGACAUACUUGACAAAGUCAAUAACAUCUGGGAGUUCAUCAACAACAAUCCCUCGGUUCUGAAAAUUUUCAGAGAUCACAGUCAUGGAAUAGACAUAACAGUCUCCUCGGAGUUUGAGUUUGUGACGCCAUAUCUAAUUCUAGAGAGUAUUUUCAAGGCGAAGAAAAACUUGGCAGCCAUGUUUGCUUCAUCUAAUUGGAAUAAAGAAGAGGGCAUAACAAUAUCAAAUUUGGUGAAUGAUUCCUCUUUUUGGGAAACAGUUGGAAGUGUUCUGAAAUGCACAUCUCCUCUGAUUCGCGGUCUGCUCUUGUUUUCAACUGCCAACGAUCAGCAUCUUGGAUAUAUUUAUGACACUGUGGACAGCAUAAAGGAGAGUAUCGCGAGAGAAUUCAAUCACAAGCCACAACUUUACAAGCCGUUAUGGGAUGUUAUAGAUGAUGUUUGGAACAAACAUCUUCACAAUCCUCUACAUGCUGCUGGUUACUUUCUGAACCCGACUGCUUUCUACUCAACUGAUUUCCAUCUUGAUCUAGAAGUUGCCACUGGUCUUAUCUCCUCUCUGAUUCAUAUGGUAGAAGAUUGUCACGUUCAAUAUAAAAUUUCCGAACAGAUUGAUAUGUACAGACUCGGUAAAGAUUGUUUUAACGAGGCGAGUCGAGCUGAUCAGAUCACUGGAGUCUCUCCAACUGAGUGGUGGGCUCAUAAGGCGAGCCAGUACCCAGAACUGCAGAGCUUCGCCGUUAAGAUUCUGAGCCAGACAUGUGAAGGUGCGUCAAAGUACAAGCUGAAGAGAAGCUUAGCAGAGAAGCUAUUGCUCACUGAAGGAAUGAGCCACAGUGAACAACAGCAUCUGGAUGAGUUGGUAUUCGUUCAUUACAAUCUUCAUCUACAAAGCUGCAAAGCCAAAAUAAGUGAAGAGAUUGUGGUGCAAGACGUUUAUAUGGACUGACCCGUUCAGAGUUUAGGUAGUAUAUUCAUUAAAGUUCACACCUUUAGAAUCGAUACUGGACCAGUAUUACUGGUGAAUCAAGCAGCUAUACUCAUCAUUUAUUCCUGUGUGCUUCAGUGAGAAACAUAUCAUAAUCCCCAGAAUCUCUGGAUUUUUUAGAUCCAUUCUGAGAAAUUUCGGUCGUCUUUUGUAAUCACUGAAUCGUAUGGCUUUGUCUUAUAUAUUAACAAAGUUUGGAUUAACUU